This is a messenger RNA of Fragaria vesca subsp. vesca, 1748 nucleotides long. RefSeq lists its product as uncharacterized. The record is from RefSeq and is a predicted model, not a curated record. Bases 1 to 1125 code for a protein of 374 amino acids. The transcript has 6 exons. NCBI's taxonomy places the organism in Eukaryota, Viridiplantae, Streptophyta, Magnoliopsida, Rosales, Rosaceae. Gene Ontology annotation, molecular function: hydrolase activity.
AUGGUACCAAGUGUUGCUGUAUCUUGCUUGAGCUUAUCACAAUAUGGUUAUCAUUCAAACUACAUGUCGAAACAUAUGCCGUUAAGUAAGUAUAGAAGAGACAUAAGGAGAUGUUGCAUUAGAAGGUCUCAAAUUGUGGCUUCAGUUGUUGGAGAUGAUGAUGGAUUGCGUGUAUUUGUGGUCUCCGAUUUGCAUACUGACUAUACAGAAAACAUGAAAUGGGUCAAGGACUUAUCGUCUGUCCGAUACAAGAAUGACGUUCUUAUUGUUGCUGGUGAUGUUUCUGAGACAUACAAGAACUUUAUGAUGACUAUGUCUCUUUUGAAGAAUAAAUUUGAGCAUGUCUUGUAUGUUCCUGGGAACCAUGACCUUUGGUGCCGUCGGAAGGGAGAAAUUCAUCUUGAUUCUCAUCAGAAGUUAAAUAAAGUGCUUGAUGUGUGUAGAGAUCUUGGAGUUGAGACCAAUCCAAUAGCUUUAGAUGGCUUGGGAAUUAUUCCUUUGCUCUCAUGGUAUCAUGAGAGCUUCGAUAAGGAGGAGGAAAUAACCAAUAUUCGUGUUCCACCUUUAGAGUUGGCAUGCAAGGACUUCACGGCAUGCAGAUGGUCAAGGGAACUACCAAAUGGAGAUAUCUCACUUGCUCUAUAUUUCGAUGCAAUGAAUGAGAAGAAUCAAAACCUGAUCAAGGAGAUCCAGAACACAUGUAGCCAAAUAAUUACCUUUUCUCACUUUGUCCCCAGGCAAGAGCUGUGUCCAGAGAAAAGAAUGCUAUUCUAUCCAAAGCUUCCAAAGAUUAUUGGCUCUGAUAGUCUUGAGGUCCGUAUAAGGUCCAUCCAUGGGGUUAAAGGAAGUGCAUCUGCAUGUCAUGUGUUCGGUCAUACACAUUUCUGCUGGGAUGCUGUGCUUGAUGGUAUCAGGUAUGUGCAGGCUCCAUUAGCUUACCCGAGGGAACGGAAGAGGAGAAUGAAUGGGGGUGAAAAUUGGUUGCCAUUUUGUAUCUAUUCUAAUCGAAAGUUGUCUGAUAAGCUUUCGCCGUGUUUUUGGUCUGAUUAUUACUCUUCCAACCCAAGAACACCUCAUGACACAAAACUUGCUCCUUGGGUUGCCAGGUUUUAUAACCAAACAUAACAGUUUAAUAGAUUUCAAAACCUCUUGAAUUUAUUGAUGUAAUUUCUUUCAUCUAUGAAAUUCUUCUGAAUGUUGUUGUUAUUAGUCCUCUAGUUCUGCUUAGACGAAUCUAAGGAGUAAGUUCCACGGUUACCUGCCGUGCUACUCACAUGUAUAUAAAAGCCUAUCCUGCUUGAAAAAGAACUCCAGUUUUUUGUUCUCUUUUCCAAUGAGCAAUUGCUCGUUGCCUUAAGAGAUGGAAUCAUAUAGUUGCAUUUUUACUAUUUCAAAACUUAAACUUUUGUAAAGAAGUAAAAUCAUUUCUGGUAGCAAUGCUGAAGCAUGUAGAAUGUUUUAAAGGAAAAGUUCAAGGGCUCCAAUCGUGUAUAUGUGGAAACAUAGUUGAACUCUUAACUUUGUUUUUGGGAUACAGAAUUGAAGAGCCAUAUGGUCAUGCCAACAUUCAGAGCACAAUAUAGCGGUUCAGGGGAUCCUUCUGAGAUACCAUCCACUAAUCUUGUCCUCAUGGGAAAGUUCAGGUAAGGGCCCUGCCUUGGAUAAAGCUUAUUGCUGAGAAAUUUUCUUGUUGUUUUCUUAUAUGGAUUUUGGUGUCUUAGUGAAACUGGUUAUACUUGGUGCACAUA